This is a messenger RNA of Drosophila gunungcola (fruit fly), 1858 nucleotides long. RefSeq names its product serine/threonine-protein kinase pelle (gene pll). NCBI's taxonomy places the organism in Eukaryota, Metazoa, Arthropoda, Insecta, Diptera, Drosophilidae. The record is from RefSeq and is a predicted model, not a curated record. Bases 186 to 1706 code for a protein of 506 amino acids. Gene Ontology annotation, biological process: signal transduction; protein phosphorylation. The transcript is spliced from 3 exons. Gene Ontology annotation, molecular function: protein binding; protein kinase activity; ATP binding.
UUGCUAAUCAGCUGUUAACCCCCUGUUAAUCGCACUGUUAAUGGCCUGUUUGUUCGAAUCUAGUUGGGAAUUUACCCAAACCAAAUCAUCAUUUCACUGCAACAGGUUCCCAACGCCGCUUUCCCCCGGGUUCGCCUGCAUCCAAAGACGCAGCCCAGACCAAUUCGACCGAUCACCAGGGAAAGAUGAGUGGCGCCGAGAGCGCAGGAGCCGAGGCUCAGGCCCAAAACCAGGCGAAUGGAAACAGGACAAGGUCGCGAUCCCACUUGGAUAACACCAUGGCCAUCCGGCUGAUGCCGAUGUUAGUACGCCUCCAACUGUGUGCCCACCUGGACGCCCUGGAUGUGUGGCAGCAGUUGGCGACGGCCGUAAAUCUUUAUCCGGACCAGGUGGAGCAGAUCAGCAGCCAGAAGCAGCGGGGUCGCUCAGCAUCCAAUGAGUUCCUCAAAAUUUGGGGGGACCAGUACAAUCACACGGUCCAAACAUUGUUUGCUUUGUUCAAAAAAUUAAAGCUCCACAACGCCAUGCGGCUAAUUAAAGACUAUGUGAGCGAGGAUCUGCACAAGUACAUUCCCAGGAGCGUACCCAUCAGCGAUCUGCGAGCUCCGCCCGAUUCUAGUGCCAAGGUGAACAACGGUCCACCGUUUCCCUCCUCCUCGGGCGUCAGCAACUCGAACAACAAUCGCACCAGCACCACCACGACGGAGGAGAUUCCCAGCCUGGAGUCGCUGGGCAACAUCCACAUCAGCACGGUUGAACGGGCAGCCGAGUCCCUGCUAAACAUCGACUUCGCGGAUCUGGUGAACGCCACGAACGAAUUCUGUGCCGCUAAUCGUCUGGGGCAGGGCGGAUUCGGCGAGGUGUACCGUGGCGAGUGGAAACAACUGGACGUGGCCAUCAAGGUGAUGAACUACCGCAGUCCCAACAUGGACAACAAGCAGGUGGAGCUGCAGCAGAGCUACAACGAGCUCAAGUGUCUGAACACCAUCCGGCACGACAACAUUUUGGCCCUCUACGGCUACAGCAUCAACGGGGAUAAGCCCUGCCUCGUUUACCAGCUGAUGAGGGGUGGCUCCCUGGAGAAUCGCCUAAGGGCGCACAAGUCCCAGCCUCGUCUGCCAGCGCUCACCUGGCAUCAGCGGUUCAGCAUCUGCCUUGGCACGGCUAGGGGCAUUUUCUUUCUGCACACGGCACCGAACAAGCCGCUCAUCCAUGGAGACAUCAAGCCGGCAAACAUCCUGCUGGAUCAAUGCCUGCAGCCGAAGAUCGGUGACUUUGGGCUGGCCCGGGUGGGUCCCAAGUCCAUCCACGCUGUGAUGGAAGUUGAGAAGGUGUUUGGGACCAAGAUCUAUCUGCCGCCAGAGUUCCGCAACUCAAAACAGCUCAGCACCGGCGUGGACGUCUAUAGCUAUGGCAUUGUGCUGUUGGAAGUGUUUACAGGGCGCCAGGUGACGGACAGCCUGCCCAAGAACGAUUUGCAGCAGGAUUUGCUGCACUACGUCAAGCAGCAUUGGCGGAAGAACCCGAUGGAGCUGCUGGACAAGCAUCUUGCCACGCCGAUUGGCGUGGAGCUGGACAUGUGCCUGUGCGCCAUCGAGGUGGGACUGCAAUGCACUGCUGUGGAUCCGCAGAAUCGACUUUCGAUGGACGCAGUCCUCAAACGUUUCCGGCCAUUCCAACAAUUUUUAAUCACAAACGAUUCUUAAGUCAACUUUUUACUUGUUGAAAGGCAUAUACAACGCUGAAUUUUGCGAUCAAUCCACUCCAAAUUCCAGAAGAAAAACGUUUGAAGACAUGUUGUUAUACAAAAUUUAUGUAAAUGCUUAAAUAAUUUUUUUAUUAAAACAUUUUGUACUUA